This is a messenger RNA of Cheilinus undulatus (humphead wrasse), 2132 nucleotides long. RefSeq names its product LTV1 ribosome biogenesis factor (gene ltv1). The transcript is spliced from 11 exons. Lineage: Eukaryota; Metazoa; Chordata; Actinopteri; Labriformes; Labridae. Gene Ontology annotation, cellular component: cytosol; preribosome, small subunit precursor; nucleus. Bases 187 to 1599 code for a protein of 470 amino acids. Gene Ontology annotation, biological process: ribosomal small subunit biogenesis; ribosomal small subunit export from nucleus. The record is from RefSeq and is a predicted model, not a curated record.
GUCCCGGAAUGGUCCUUUCCAGUGACAGUAGCAGCAUGGUGGAGGAAAACUCAGCGUGGAAAAACAUCAACAACGACUUAUUUCUGGAUUUAUACGGUUAUUCUUUUCAACAGCCACCUGCAGUUUAAGGUCUGAGGAUAUUAAACCGAGAAAGUCGAAGAAAAUCAACAGAGUUUCUGUUUCAGAAUGCCUCAUCGAAAGAAGAAAUCGUUCAUAGAGAAGAAGAAGGCCGUGACCUUUCACCUCGUCCACAGAAGUCAGAGAGACCCACUCGCUGCAGACGAGAAAGCCCCUCAGCAUGUCCUCCUGCCUGCAGCCAAGGCGGAUGCCGAGAAGAGGCGAGCAGAGCAGAGAGAGUUUGGCGUUUUCUUCGACGAUGACUACGACUACCUGCAGCACCUGAAGGAGGCGUCGGGCCCGUCCGAGUGGGUGGCUGCUGCGCCCUCGCAGGUUUCUCUACGUGAUGAAGAAGACGAGGAUGAAGAGGAGGAGGAAAGGGACAGUGAGAAGGCCACACCUGCGUCCUCCAUCAAGCUGCCAUCCUCCGUGUUCGCCUCCGAGUUUGAAGAGGAAGUUGGACUUCUGAACAAAGCUGCUCCGAUCUCGGGACCUCGGCUUGACAUGGACCCGGACAUUGUGGCGGCUCUAGAUGAAGACUUUGACUAUGAUGACCCUGACAACAUCCUGGAGGAUGAUUUUAUCCUUAAAGCCAACAGUUCCAGUAGAGCCGUGGACUUGGAAGAUGAAGAUAAUGAUGAUGAUGAUGAUGAUGAGUGGGAGGACACAGAUGAUGAAGGCGACUUUGACUCUGAGGGGGGUUUAUCAGGCGACGAGGAGGGCGGCCGCGAUCGAGAGUUUCUGUUCAUGGACGAGGAGACGAAGAGCCGGUUCACGGAGUACUCGCUGACGUCGUCUGUGAUGAGGAGGAACGAGCAGCUCACCCUCCUGGACGACCGCUUCGAGAAGUUUUAUGAACAGUUUGAUGAUGAUGAGAUCGGUGCUCUCGAUAACGCUGAGCUGGAAGGAUUCAUUGAACCGGACAGCGCCCGCCUGGAGGAGAUUAUCAAAGACUACUUCAUACAGAAAGAGAAGGAAUCUCUGCGGCCUGAUGAUCUGGGUCCAAAAGAACUUCCUGUCCUGAAGGAGGACGAGGAAGAUGACGAAGAGGAAGAGGAGAUGGAGAUGGUGGUGAUGGGGGCUCCAGAGGAGAAGUGGGACUGUGAAACCAUUAUCAGCACGUACUCCAACAUCUACAACCGACCAAAAGUCAUUGAGGAGCCUUCAAAGCCAAAGCCGAUCCGUGUGUCACAGAAGACGGGAAUCCCUCUGGACGUCCUUCCUGCUAAAGGUCUGACCAACAAACAGGUGGAGAGGAUGACCAGGAUCAACGACUCAGACCUGCCCCGAGUCUCCACACAGCCCCGGGACAAGACGGAGAGCAAAGAGGAGAGGAAGGCGAGGAAGCAAGCCGUCAAGGAAGAGCGCAAGGAGCGGAGGUCGGAGAAGAAGGCAAACAAGGUGGCGUUCAAAGAAGAAAAAGCCCGCCAGGAAAAGCAGCUGCUGAACCUACGAACGAACAUUCAAGGACUAAAGCUUUAGCAGUGCUCGAACUGCACAGACUUUUGUACUAUUUCCUGUUUAAUCAGAGGACUUGCUGCUCGCCGCUGCAGAGGAGACGUUCAAAAACGAUCCGGGGCGAGAGGACGGACCCGUGAGGGCGGGAUUCUCUCUGGUUUCCCAGAUGAAGCUCACAUAGUUUAAAAUAAGAAGUUUAUCUAGAGCAGUGGUUCUCAACUGGUGGGUCGGGAAGCUCUUUUCAGUGGGUCACAGAUGUCUGCCUGGGGAAAAAGCUUGCACCAAAUUGUCUACAAGACUCUAUAAAACAUGCAUGCUUUGUCCUGUUUCAUUGUUUUGUUAUACCUUUUUUACCGUCUUAGGCCCAAGCUCUACUAUUUUUUUAUCAAAUAUAUCUGGUCAACCAAAAAAAUCUCCCAAGAUUUGGGUCGCAGUUCUCCUUGAGGAGUUGAUGGUGAGUCCCGUGACACAACCAGUUGAGAACCACUGAUCUAGGGUUAACCAGCCGAGCUCAUCAUGCUGCAGCAAUCUAAAAUAAACCUGCUCAUAGUAAAAAA